CCCGCCGCCCCCGCGCCCGCCGCCAUGACCGAGGAGCCGUACGAGAAGUUCCUGGCCCCCGAGGAGCCGUGCCCGCUGCUCUCGCACCAGCACCCGCCGCGGGGCGGCAGCUUGAGCCUGAGCGAGGAGGGCUGCCUGGACGUCAGCGAUUUCGGCUGCCAGCUCUCGUCCUGCCACCGCACCGACCCGCUGCACCGCUUCCACUCCAACAGGUGGAACUUGACAUCUUGUGGGACGAGCGUGGCCAGCUCGGAGUGCAGCGAGGAGCUGUUUUCUUCGGUGUCAGUGGGGGAUCAGGAUGAUUGUUACUCUCUGCUGGAUGACCAGGAGUUCACCUCUUUUGAUCUGUUCCCCGAGGGCAGUGUCUGCAGUGAUGUCUCCUCUUCUAUCAGCACAUACUGGGAUUGGUCAGACAGCGAGUUUGAGUGGCAGUUGCCUGGCAGUGACAUUACAAGUGGGAGUGAUGUGCUUUCUGAUGUUAUACCGAGUAUUCCAAGUUCUCCCUGUCUGCUUCCUAAAAAGAAAAACAAGCACAGGAAUCUUGAUGAACUUCCAUGGAGUGCAAUGACAAAUGAUGAACAGGUUGAAUAUAUUGAAUAUUUGAGUCGCAAAGUCAGUACAGAGAUGGGCCUUCGAGAGCAACUUGAUAUUAUUAAAAUUAUUGAUCCUACUGCUCAGAUCUCACCUACAGAUAGUGAAUUCAUUAUUGAAUUGAACUGUCUUACAGAUGAAAAACUGAAACAGGUGAGAAACUAUAUCAAGGAACACGGACCUCGCCAGCGGUCUGCAAGGGAGAGCUGGAAGAGGAGCAGCUACAGCUGUGCGAGUACCAGUGGCGUGAGUGGUGCCAGUGCCAGCAGCAGCAGUGCCAGCAUGGUCAGCUCAGCAAGCAGCAGUGGCUCCAGCGUUGCCAACUCUGCUUCAAACUCCAGUGCCAACAUGAGUCGAGCGCACAGCGACAGCAAUUUGUCCACGAGUGCUGCAGAAAGAAUCCGGGAUUCAAAAAAACGCUCCAAGCAACGGAAACUCCAGCAGAAGGCCAUACGCAAGAGACAGCUGAAAGAGCAAAGACAAGCUCGUAAGGAAAGACUGAGUGGAUUAUUUCUUAACGAAGAAGUGCUGUCUUUAAAAGUGACUGAGGAGGACCAUGAAGGAGAUGUGGAUGUUUUGAUGUGACAGGGGUGAAUUUAUCAGUGUUCUUUCUAAGCCUUAAGUGUAUUAUCCUUAUUGUUUACAUGUAUUUCUUGACCAAAUUUUUCUUAGUAUUCACAAUACAACCCAGAUCUUUUCUCAAGUGUAAUUUUGCUAAGAAGGUCUAAGUAUUGAGUAACUUCAGCUUUUUGAGACUAGUUUUGCAACAAAGAGUUCAGAAACUUAUCUGUCUUCUGAAAAGCUGCUGAAUAGAUAUGAUUUUAAGUAAAUUUGAACUUGGCUAACCUGCUAACUUACUUGCACAUAAGUCUAGGGGCGCUUUUGGGUGACACAAAGUAUGCAUUACUAUGCUUCAGCUUUUCUAGUUUUUUUCCAACUUAGAGUUAGUUUUACACUUGACUUUUUCUGUCUUCCUUUCCCAUUAUUAGGAAGAUUGUUUAGCAUGAGGAAAAGUCUUUUGCUUUAUGGGGCUUUCUUCAGCCUUGCAAUUAAGUUGUCUAGGACACUACUUAAAAUAGUUAAAAACACUGCUGGAAACUGAAGUGCAAACAAAUGGCACACAACAUAUUCAAAUAUGCUUCUGGGGAUGUGGUUUUCUUCCCCAGAAGCAUAUCUAAAUAGAUUUAUAUUGUUGACAGGAGAACUUAAUUAAUGCAGCUGUACUUGUUAAAUUGUAUGUUUAGCUGAGGUUGUCUUCUGUGUUACACCAUGACAUGUAUCAGAAUUCUUUUGUUGUCUAUCAGCUUUUGAAAUUCCUCAUCAUAAGAAAAUUAAGUAAAAUUGUGGCUUUCAGGUAGGGAAGUAGUUGUAAUUUCAACCUUUUUCUUAAUUCUGACAAUCUUUAAGCUGAUUUUAGUCUUUGGAACUACCUUUAUAGAACUCUUCCCCGUGUGGCUGAGAUAAAAAUGAUGGUUCUAAAUUUUAAUACGAAAUUUAAAAGUUUAUAAAAGUAUUUUUGAGUUCUGAGUUUAGGAAAUAAUUUUUAAUUAUGUUGAUGCUUCAUUACUUUAAUUUUGCGCUUGAAUUAAGGACUUUGACACCUUAGCCUGGCCAUAGGUGUCUGUGAUUGCAGGAUAUGACCCAAUCCUGCAAAAUGCAUGAUCAGCUUUAGGACUACUGACAUUUAAUGUUCCAUGUCAUACCCAGACUUAUUAGCCCUAACAGCUCAAGUAUUUUUCUUUCUGAAGUGGUGUUCCUUUUAGCCUCAAAAUAAACUGACCAGUAAAUUAUCUGAACAAUGGCCUCUGGAAGGGUUUUGAUAAGAAAUAAAUGAGGUCCAUAGUCAAACAAGUAUGUUUGAACUUAGUGCUGCUCUACAACAAGUCCCCAGGCUUGGCCACUGACUGACUAAAAGCCAGGUAAUGUAAUUUUAAGCUCAUGUUAGCUAUCCCAUAUGGCCAGUUAUUUGUCCACUAACCACAAGUGUCUGUGACCUGUCAGUAUUUGCUUGUACUGCACUGUUGCUGGUUGAUGCCUCCCUCCUGUAUAAUGAAUACUGAAAACUUCUUAACACUAUACACUUUACUGAGAAUUUAGAUUGGCUUAAAACUGGAGCUUCUUUUAAAUAUCUUGUACGGGAGAUAAAAUUUAAUUGCUAUCAAUUUGGCAAAUUUCAGGGUGCGGUUGUUAAACUCUUUCAUGGUAAUGGCUGAAUUCAUCAUGAAAUACUUCACCAUGUGUACACUGUCACAGUUCAGUACAACCUUUAUUUUCUGCAGUGACUUUGAGAUGUGAUUGAUUUUUUUUUUCUGAAGAAAAAUGCACACUUUGUACUGUGGAGAAUUGAAACUCUGAAGUGAAUUGUAAGAAAGGUGCAAUAUCUCAGUGUGGUGGAGCAUGAAAGUGUGUCACUUUAUUCUGUUUCAGCAGUUAUUCGGAGUUUAGAAUGCCUCAGGGUUUUACUGAGAGAAGACCCCAUCAUUUUGAUGAGGUACAGUUCAUUGUGGUCAUCUGUCUACUAGCUUCCAGAGAUCUUGAAGUGAGGGAGGAUAGUAUUUCCAUCAUAGUGUGAGCAUGUAAGUAUAAAUUAUUCUAAGUGAUUAGAUGGGUCCAGUUGCUCCUCUGUUACAUUGGACAGAAAGGUCCUGGGUGCCAGAAUAGCUGUUUGUGCUGUGUUGUCUUCAGCAGGUACUUCAGGCAUGUGGUGUGACAGUUAAAAUGACAGAGGAGAAUGAAUUUCCAGGUAUUCCAUGUUAAUAAUUAAUAGCUCUGCAAUCUCAUAGAUCCAGGAUGCUCAUAAGAAUACAAAGAAUAGAAAACUGUGAAUGUUCUGGUAGGAAUGCACAAUAACAUCAUCUUGAAUGUUCUUCACCAAGUACUUAGAGAUACAAGUUAUCUUUUCCUGAUUGCAGAGAAUCAGGCCCGAAGUGACUGUGGCAUUCAAGAGUUCUCACAUACUUCUACGCAUUUGGGUUUCUUUUCCUUUUGCUUUCUUAUCCUCUGUAGUUCCAGUGACCCACUCAUUUUUUAGUGGGGGGAGAUUUUUUGUCAGAUUCAUUUUUGUCUGUGCAGUAUGCCCAAUGCUUACUCAGGAUGACCCAUGUUUUAAAAACAUGGCAGCUUUAAAAGACGUGUAAGUGUGGCACUUAGAGAUGGUCAAGUGGUGGGUUUGGCAGUGUUAGAUUUAGGGCUGGAGUUGAUGAUCUUAAAAGGACUUUUCCAAUCUAAAUUUAUUAAUUUCUGUGAAAUACCUGUGGUAUUAGUCAAACAGUUGGAAUGUCAAGGAAAUCUGGUCUUGCUGAUUUAAGUUUUGGCCAUUGUGGCUACAGGUGUAACUACUGAGUUCUGAUGAAGAGUAACAGACUGCUAAAAUAAUGCAUCCUUAUUGUGUUUUUUUCUUAAAAAAAUAAAUAAAACCCCUGCUUUUUAUUAAUAGAGAAGAAACAUCAAGCUUAAAAGCAACACGGAGACACAGGAAAAAGCUCAUAGUUACAUGGUAUCAUGGUACCAAAACUGUGUCUCUAGGAACUUUGUACCCACUGAAAUGUGAAUAUAAUCAAUUUACACUCUGUAAUGAUAACAGUUUGCUUCCAUGGUGACUUUUUCUCUAAAAAGGCUUAGAAGGAGCACUGAAAAUCAGAUUGCAACAGGACUGUAAACAAGAGAGAACAUUACUUUCUAAUAUGAUUUUAAAUAUGAUGAAGAAAGCUGCCUGACAAACUUGGCUGAUUUCUGUGUAUCUAAUGUAAUCUUUUGUUAAAAUACCUAAUUUUUUUUCUAAUCUGGGAAGCUGAUAAAAAGAUGGUUACAAUGUGCUCAGUAUUGGGUGCUUAUUCAGAAGAGCAGGAAAAGUCUUUGCAAGACUUUCCUGGGCUCAAAUUUUAGUUCUCAUAUUGUGGUUUGAAACCUGUGAAUCUCAUUCUCUGGGGAGAAAACAACCCAACCAACCAGCUUGAAUUUACAUGCAUUUACAUCAGAGUGCAUAUACAAUACAGAAAGAUAAAAAUGGCAAUAUUUACUGUUCAUGUAUGCUGAAUGGCCUGAAGCCAUUUCUUUUCUCCUAACACUCUUUCAACUUUGAAAUCAGUUGAUACAUUGGUCUAUAAAUAUUAAUAAAUCUGACUGUUUUGGGAGCUUUUGAAGUUCAUUCAUAUAAGCCAGAUUUUCAUGGCAAAUGUUGUUAGAUUUAUUGGUUUAAUGUUCUUAAGCUUACUGAUCUUGCAAUUUGUGGGCACAGAAAAGUCAACACUUGUCCAUUUAAGGAUUGCAAAGAUUAAUUUAUUAAUCUAUCACAGGCAAAUCUAAGUAAUAUUCAAAGUUUGUCUAUUUUGACUGUUAACUCUGAUGAAUCAUAUUUGCAUUCUCUCUUCUCUGGCUAACUUGAAAACAUUUCCAAAUGACAAAUAAAUUGUUCAGUGUAAAAAAAAUAAUUGUAACAUUGAAGCCUUGAAUAUAGUUAAUAACCAAAGCAAGGGGAAGGUGGGAGGGUUGAUUUUUUUUUCUUUUUGUCAGAGGGAGAGAUGAGGGUAUAGACUAUAUGGUAUUGCUUAAAUUGAGUUUUUUUUCCUCCAGGUUCUCUGCUAAUCAUAUUGCUAAAAUGCACUUUUGUAUAGAAAAAUCAUUCUCUGUACAUUCUGUAUCUACUUUACCCAAUGUUUAUAGAGAUUUUUCUGAAGUUGUGAAGGAUUUACUGAAGGCUCUGAUGCUGUUGAAUUCAAGUUUUCAUUGUAUUUGAAAAUGGUUAUGUGCAUAUUGAAGUACAGGUUGGAAUUAAAAUUAAUGAUAUAGCAAAGAUUCUUAUGAAACUAUGUGGUAUCUUCUUCAGAGCAGGAGGAUUUGUAUACAGGACCUGCGGAGUCACUCUUCAGGCAGAGAAUACAAAUGAAGUGGCACAUCUUAACUGUUCUUGAGAAAGCAAACUGAUCCCCCCUUAGCUAAAGGAGUUUGUUAACCACAAAAUCUGCCAAGAAUUGUUUCAUAGGGAAGCAAUUAAUUGUUGUGAAUUGUAUAACCCAAGGACACGUAUUUAUAGCUGUCUGUCCUUUGUUUUGAUUCCUGUGCCAGAAGUAUUUUUUAAUAUAUGUACUCAGCACCAGCAAGAACACAGCACUCUUUGAAUAGGCAAGAGUGAGGACACUUGCCAACUUGUAUAAGUUGUGUCCCUGAACAAAAUUUGCCUUCUGCAAUACUGAAGUUUUAAGUGUAAUAUUGUGAAAACUCCUUUUUCCCCUCGGAAUACACCAAAAAAAAAAAUUCCUGAAAACCUGAGAAGAGGAUAGCUGGCAUAGGGAUGUAUUCCUCAACGUGCAGAAGGUUUCCUGCAGCAUCUCAGGGAUCUAAAACUGCCUUCUUUGUCUUGGCUAUGGCUCUUCAAACACUUCUAGGGGUUGAUUCUCAUCAAACACUGACAGAAGUUAAAACUGACCCAGUGUUGCUGUCCCAGUUUCUGUAGAUGUGAAGUGAUGGAGAAGGACAAGGUGAAAAAUGCUGCAUAUCACAGCAAGUCUUGUCAAACUGUGAGAGAUCUUUAAUUACUGUUAACAGAACUGUGGAAGCUCUUGCUCUUGUGGUGCUGUGCCUUCACCUGAGCAGCCUGCUUGUGUGUUUUUUCUGUUCUCACCCAAAGGUGAGUGACAGUGUGGAAUGUUCUGCCACAAAAACCAAAUUGAAAUGCUUCCAAGAACAUUGACCCAUUGGGGUGUUCAGUUGUUGUAGGGGCUGAUGUUUCCUUAGAUAGCACCCAGAAGCUGCAAGGAAGCUGACGCUUACUUUCCCAGGAACUUUCCCAUCUGUCCUGUUGCAGCAGUUCAUUAUCAAGGUGCCAGUUGCACAGGUGAGUCUGAUCUGGCCAACAGCUGCCUGUCUCCAGGGUUACAUAGGCACAACCAGUGAUGUUAUGAAUCUCUUAUUAUAGCUGUCCUUAAGCAUUUCUUCAUUUUUCUCUCAAGUGUAGCCAGUUCCACUGCAUUGAUGGCCAAACACUGUUGAGGCACAAGCUGAAUGAAGAUUUCCACACAGGCAAAACCAAUUGAUAAGCUUGCUUUGCUUAAUUGACAGGGAAAGGUGUCAUUGGCUAUGGGUUUGCUGUCCUCAGCCACUCUUACUAUACUGUGCUGAACUGAACACUUCAUCCAAACAUUUUCCAGCACAAAACUAGUUACCGUUUGGUUUCCUGAGAUCCUUUGUAUGUGUUCCUAAAGAUCCUGUGCUUUACCAGGUAGAAAACAUCUUUUCACCUCCUCCUAGAACAUUCAUCCAUUGUAAAUUGUUUCUCUAGUGCUGAAAUCAAAUUUAAAUCCAAAUCCAUAUUUCUGUUCUGAAAUAUCAUUUAAUGCUCUUUCCUCCAUGGUGCAGUGACUUACACCUGGAAGCAUCACUGGUGUAAGAAUUUAUUUCUAAUAAUGUAGAACACAUCCCUGAAGCUAAAGCAUGAUAAUUCAUCGUGGCAUUAGAGUCUUUCUGAUCUUUCUUCAGUGGAAGCAACUGCAGUAUUGCUGCAAAGUUUCUCGAAGGAGAAUUUACUGCAGUGGUUGAUGCUGAAGUGUGACAGCCGAUUAUCACGGCGAGUACCUUGGCCCGUCUGUUGUCACCAGGGGGAGCACUGUGGUCAUUUAGUGGAUUUUAAACCACAGCGGCCGAAGUUGCUUUGCUGCAAACGCUUUCCUUUUUUCUGUUGUAUCCUGUUAAAAGAUGUUAGGGGGAUCUGCUUCUCCUUCUAUGCUGUUUUUGGAGUAGGGAUCUUUCCGUUAAGGGUCAAUUUUACAAUAAAAACAUUUCCAGUGACUAACGCGAAAGUUAGCUUUUUCUGUUUAUGAUGAUUGGUAAUUCUUGCCUGGUCCUGGUUAUUGCAACUAAAAGGUGGAAGUACACUCCUGCUUAGUGUUAAGUAUGAGCUGCAUUGCUGUUUAAAUUUCCCGAUUUCUGUUUUGAAUUCAGACUUCCUCACUGUGGACUGGGAAUUUUGCAAAAUAUUAGGUGAUGAAUAGAAAACAAGCAGCCAGCUUGUAAUGUGCUGAGUCUCAUAAUGUACAUAGCUGUCUGUCCAUGGGAGGCAGUGCAGACAAGAUAUAGCUUGACCAACUUUAUCUUUUUUUAAUAAUAAUCUCUGAACUGGGCUUCCUUUGGAACAAAGGAAAGUACUGCUUCAAAGGGAGCUGUUCUGUAGUGUUUCUUUUUCUCUCUUUGCUCGUCUGACAGUUAUUGCUACCUUUCAAAAAGCUUGCUAACACACAUAAAUGCAGAGAACAUGUGAGGAGUUCUCCCUAAUAUCUUGGGUUCAUUCUUGGAAGUCAAGCUUUUAAUGGUUCUGUGCAGAACUAGGAAGGCUUUGAACACUUCUGUGUGGUUGCAGAGCCGUCCUCUGUUAUGUCAGUAGCUGUCAUAAAAACAGUAGCAGAUUCUGAAGUUUUCAACUGUAGGAUAUUUCCCCUGGGAAGGUGUGUGCCCAAAUAAUCUUGGAAGGAGGGAACAGUUUUAAAUCAAUCACAGAGUAAAGAGAUUUAAAAUGUGGCAGAAAGCUGUUUAUAUCUUCAUAGCUUGUUUUUCUUGACACAUAGUUCCUGUCUAUAUUUCCUGAGAACAGCAACCUGUGAGUACAACAUGGGAGUUUAUUGCAGGGGUUGCUGAAAACAUAGUUUUAACUCAUUAUAGAUCAUUCUUGUUAUUUAGGUAAUUCUCAUUUCAUAUUUGUUUCCUUUCUUAGUAACUAAGAAGAAUCUUAGUUAAUCAACUUAAAAGUUGAUUUAGUCCUUGCUCUCUUUGUUCAGUGUAGAAAUAAAUAAUUAGUCACACGGUUUACUUUCUGUUGUGCCUAGUAGGAGCAAAGGAAGAACUGAAAUCAGUUCAUUUUAAUAGCUGGUCAAUUUUUAGGUGUGGACAGCAUCUAAACAUAGUUUAGAUUGUUCUGUAGGUUUCAUGUCUCCUGCGUUCCAGAGGUAUUUAAAGAUGCAGUGCACCAGUUACGAUCUUGAGGAGCACUGGAAGUACACAAGAACUGUGGCGAUGGGCACUAAAUGCUCCUCAUGCAGGGCAGGUUUGUGCAUGUCCAGAGAUUUUGUUCUUGAUCUUGUUUCGAAGCUGGAGCACAGUGGUGUGUUCACUACCUGGCUGGUACUUUCUGACAAGAGCAGUGUCAGCUGCCUAGCAGUUACUAUAAAUUCUUUUUGCUUAGGAUCUCACAACUCCUGGGUGAUUCUACUUGGGAACUCCUCUCUGCUCUUCUAGGACAUAGACUAGUUUUGGGACCUCUCUAUCCUAACUCUUUGUUACUGCUGAACAAAGCAAAAAUAUUGUGUAUUAGGAGGCUCUAAAAACUUGUGAUUGUGGUGCUAAGUCACCACACACUCAGAAGUAUAUUUCUUAUAUUCAACUAAUUACUCCCUGCUGAAAGUAUAAUUAAAGCUCAUUAAACAUUAAAGCUCAUCAAAUUGUCAUGUAUUUGUUUCAUGUUCUUUAAGUUAUGCUUGAUAUUCAGCCAGCUCUGCUUUGGAAUAGUCCCUCUUGGGUAGUACAGGGGACCAGGGCCUACCAUGCCUAGGAUUGGUAAAACCUUUUACUCUUGGUAGAUGGAAGUGAUCAUUUCAGUGACAAUUAAUAUUGACUAAUUUGACAGUCAGAUUAAGAAAUGCAUGCAUUUAUGUGAGUAUUUAAUUUUAUUAAAUUCAAGGUAAGGGAAAAAGCACUGUGGUGCUAGCAAGCCUUUAUGAAGUUGGAAAGAAUAUUUUUUCUGCCUUAUUUUUAAAUAAGGUGAGUUUAUUUACCAAAUAGAAAGUAUUCACAAUGUGUGUUUGACUUAUAAACAUGUUGCUCCACAAAUGCAUGCACUUCCUCCUGAAACAAUUCAAGCCAUAAAACUGUUUGUAGAAGUUACAAAUGUUAGCCAAGCAAAAAUGAAGCAGUCUAAAAUCCUAGCACAAACUCAUUUGUGUACUGAUCAACCCAUUUGUAGACUGAUAAAAUGAGUGUAAUUUAUGGUCAAGAUACCUUAUUGGCAUAUGUAUUAAAGUUUGGGGAUAUGUCUAUUUUUCUUGGUAUUGCAUUAGCUGUAAUUUCUAUGUAAUGCUUCAAUUCAUUUAUAUAUUUGCACAACAGACUGUCAGAUAAAAAAGUGCCAAAAUGUGUAUAAGGAGGUCAUCACUUUAGCUUAAUUGCACACAAAUUUCCUGCAGACUCUGAUGCUUAAGACCAAUAAUGAGACUGCUACAGCUAGAAUAAACGCAUUAGCCUAUAAAUUUAGAGCUUCUACUUGCUUUGUGAAGGGAGAAUCAUCUCUAAAUGAGCCUAGUAACAUGGAUUUGUGAUUAAUCAUUUUACUUGGUGACUCAUCUAUGAUCACAGUACAACAAAAAUGUCAUGUUUGCUUAGUGGCAUUAGCACAAUUUAUCUUCUCUACAUUCAGAGAAUUGCCUUGUUGUCAAUGUGGGACUGGGAAUACAGCUGAGGAAUACUUUUGUUAAAGGACUUCUGAUGUCACUUUAUCUAAACCAGAGUUUAAACAAACAUAAAAAAUUUUAUAACUAUUCCCUUCCUUGAUAUUUAAUUAUUCUACUUGGUCAGGCCAAACCAUGAUCUUGAAUCUGUAAAACAAAACCAAUUUAACCUUGAAAACUGGUUUAUUCAAGUUGUCUCUGAAUUUUUCUUUUUAAGGCCACCCCUGCAAGUUAACUCUGUUUUUGAGAGACUUUUGCUUUCCUUGUUGCAGAGUAAACCCUGCUCAUUACUAGAAUGCUCAGGCUCAAACUUGACUUGUGGAUGUCAAGUUUGCAUAGGUGUUCUCUAACCCAGUCUUUCUUGACCAAGAGAAAGUCUUCCUCCCAACAUUCCUCCACCCUGGUUUCCUGAGUUAGAGAUUGCUGAGGGUUGGUCUUGUCAGUGAAGGCAAUGCAAAGGUGAUAAAAUGAUUGACUUUGAGUAUCAAAACUGAGAAAGAGAAAAGCCAAUCCAACACCCUCAGAGGAAACUUUGGUUUGAAGAGCAAAAUGUAUAACCAGAAGCUUUGGUGAGGAGGAAGAAUCACAUCUGCCCUGUACUGCUUAUUCAGUGUCUAAAAAGUCUAAGUUAAAUCUCUGCACUAGGAAUUAGGCUUAAAAAAAUUAAUAAUACUUACAUGUAUGUAUAAAUACAGCUGGUCUCUGGUUAUGCAUUUACAGAUUCAGGGUUUCUUGUGACUGUGAAAACUGAAAGUUGUCUUUAAAGGAAGUGACAGGGUCCUACAAUUUCAUAAUGGCAUCAGUGAAGCUUUAAUAAAAAACAUUACCUACAGGGAAUGCUUGCAAGCUUGGAUAAUAUAUCUGGAGAAGGGCAUAUCCGUGUGAUAAAACCGGAAUUUAAAGAAGAACCAGGGGCUUGUUGCUGGUCCCAUGAUAGCAUUGUUUUUUUCUUCACCUUUACAACUGAGCCUGCUGCCUCUGUGCUGUUUAGUGAUGAUCGAUGUGAACAUGCUGGAUCUGUUUACACGAAGUGAGCUGAAUCAUUCAACCUAAUAUUCAUUUGUUUGACUAAAGCCUCUUUAGAGCCACUUGUGAUCUGAUGACUAACGUAGCACAAAGAUGCUAAUGCUCAGUGUAUACAUAAAUCAUUAACUACUUAAUUUGGAUUUGGAAACCUGAGGCAACAGAAUGCUCCAUGGAGAAACAGCUAUAUAUAUCUAUAUAUCUAUAUAUCAUCUAUAUAUUUAUAUAUCUAUAUAUCUCCAUCCUAAACCACCUGUCUCCAGAGACCUGGAAUGCAUUAGAAAAAUUAAUGUAGUGACUGAACUAAAUCCAGAUCUUCUGUUCCAGAAGAAAGCAGAAAUUUUUACAGCUAGAAAAGCAUGGAAAUGCAGGAUCUGUUCUGCUGAGAUGGCAAAAAUUAACUUGAGCAGUACUGCCAGAAAAAAAAGUGAGAAUUGAGAAGAAUCUGAGACCUGCCAUAAUUUUUUAAAAAAUAUUUUGGAGGUGGUUUAGGUAAGAGUGUUUGUGUAAGAGAAAAAUGAGUUUUGGUCCCUCUUUAACUCCACAGAAUAGAAUUUGAAUUCUCACUUUAAAGUGAGACCUGAAAGCCCACUUCAACAGUAUUUCAGCCCAUUCCUGAAGGCAUAUUUAAUUACACUUUUUUAGUGAAGUGUUUUGGCACUGAUGGGGAAAGUGUAUCGUCCCCCCAAACUGAUAAACUCACUUGCUGAAUGCAUGUUAUAAGAACAGUUUUCUGUCAUUGAGGUUCCUGUUCUUAUCACUCUUGUCUCAUUCCUUCCUCCUGGUUAGUUAAUGAGCUGUGUCCCCCUGACUAAAAUACCAUAAAGAAUAUUACUGAUAAUGGAGCCUAAUGGAACAUGGGACUCUGUGCUGCUGCAAGGCACUAGGCUGCAAACUUCAUAAGGGGAAAUUUUGAGACUAGUUAUAUUUUUAGAUAUAAAUUACCACCGAGAGACAUUUCAUAAUGUCAGUGAAAGUAUUCUAUUCUCUGAAGCUUUUGUUACUCUUGUGUUACUUAAACAGGUUAGAUGAUUGUAUCUACAUAUGCAUAGUGCAGCAAAGCUGCUUCUGUACCAAAGCAAGCUGAUCCUGUGUUCAUUCCUGUAGGUCCAAGACUGUCCAGUUCUUAUACAGGAAAACAAAAUGCUGUGAGCUAGACUGGAUUUUGACACAUGUUGGAAGGGAAGCAGGACCUUCCAAUAUUCUUCCUGACAAUAAAUUUGCUCCUUUAAUACUA
This is a messenger RNA of Prinia subflava (tawny-flanked prinia), 12279 nucleotides long. It is a transcript of the gene FAM199X, whose product is annotated as family with sequence similarity 199, X-linked. The record is from RefSeq and is a predicted model, not a curated record. The coding region runs from base 25 to 1176 and encodes 383 amino acids. The transcript has 6 exons. NCBI's taxonomy places the organism in Eukaryota, Metazoa, Chordata, Aves, Passeriformes, Cisticolidae.